GGCGACGAGCUGCGCUCAGAAGCGCUCUCUCGAGAGUGCGCACUGCUCGUGUGCGCACACCCAUGUGCUUUGCGCUCGCCGGUAAUGAAGGAUCGUAGCGAGGCAAAGCCCAGGUUUUAAAGCGCGUAGUUCCCGUUCAGUGCCCGUCUUCCGACGGACUGGAAGACCACAAUGGACCUAAUCACAAUUCUAGAAAAGACAGUUUCCCCAGACAAAAAUGAACUCGAAGCAGCGCAGAGGUACUUGGAACAAGCCGCGCAGAAUAAUCUGGCGGAGUUCCUCAAGUCGCUGUCGGAAGUGCUCCAGAAUGCCGGCAACAGCCCGGUUGCUCGGAUGGCGGCCGGCCUCCAGAUCAAGAACAGCCUGACCUCCAAGGACGCCGACCUGAGGACACAGUACCAGCAGCGCUGGCUCUCCUUCCCGCAGGACACGAGGGCCUACAUCAAGAACAACAUCGUGUCCGCCCUGGGCACGGAGACGAUACGUCCCAGCUCGGCGGCGCAAUGCGUGGCCUACGUGGCGGUGGCGGAGCUACCGCAGAUGCAGUGGGCUGACCUGAUCGGGCAGCUGACAGGCCACGUCACCAACCCGAGCUCGACGGAGAUGCUCAAGGAGGCCACCCUGGAGGCCAUGGGCUACAUCUGCCAGGACAUCGAGCCCGAGGUGCUCGUGGGCCAGUCCAACGACAUCCUGACGGCCAUCGUGCACGGCAUGCGCAAGGACGAGCCCUCGGAGCACGUCAAGCUGGCCGCCACCACCGCCCUACUCAACUCGCUCGAGUUUACGCGCGCAAACUUCGAGAAGGACUCGGAGCGCCACUUCAUCAUGCAGGUGGUGUGCGAAGCGACGCAGUCCGCCAACACCCAGGUCCGCGUGGCGGCCCUCCAGUGCCUGGUGAAGAUCAUGUCACUUUACUACCAGUACAUGGAGCACUACAUGGGGCCCGCCCUGUUCGCGGUGAGUGACUGCGACCGCUGCGGGUGCCUGAAGCGCGACUGCCCACUGAGCUGGAUCCCUGAAGUGGGGGAAUGCCUGCCGAAACAGACCUCUGGAGUUGCCUUCCGUCUCCCGCAGAUCACGAUGGAGGCGAUGAAGAGCGACAUUGACGAGGUGGCCCUUCAGGGCAUCGAGUUCUGGUCCAACGUUUGCGACGAGGAGGUCGACCUCUCCAUCGAGGCAUCCGAGGCAAGCGAACAAGGGCGCCCUCCGGCCAGGACGUCCCGCUUCUACGCCAAGGGGGCUCUGCAGUACCUCGUCCCCAUCUUGGUGCAGACCCUCACAAAGCAGGAGGAGCACGACGACGAGGACGACUGGAACCCGUGCAAGGCGGCCGGUGUGUGCCUGAUGCUGAUGGCGAGCUGCUGCGAGGACGACAUGAUUGCCCACAGCCUACCCUUCGUCAGGGAGCACAUCAAGCACCCCGACUGGAGGUACCGGGACGCGGCAGUCAUGACCUUUGGCUGUCUCCUGGAGGGCCCAGACCCAGCCAUCCUCAAGCCCCUGGUGGAGCAGGCCAUGCCCACCCUGAUUGAGCUGAUGUCGGACGAGAGCGUGGUGGUCCGCGACACAGUGGCAUGGACCAUCGGCCGCGUGUGCGAGAUCAUCCCAGAGGCGGUGGUCUCGGAGAACUACCUCGGGCCGCUGCUCCAGGCCCUGGUCAAGGGACUCGGAGCGGAGCCGCGCGUUGCGGCCAACGUCUGCUGGGCGUUCAACAGCCUGGCGGAAGCGGCCUUUGAGGCGGCGGAAACACCCCCCGACCGCACAGAGCCGGAGACCUACUGCCUGUCGGAGUACUUCCAGGGCAUCGUCUCCAAGCUGCUAGAGACCACCGAAAGGGUGGAUGGGGGCCAGGCGAACCUGCGCAGCGCGGCGUACGAGGCGCUGAUGGAGCUGGUGAAGAACUCUCCCCGGGACUGCUACGUGUGGGUGCAGAAGACAACCAUGAUCAUCCUGGAGCGGUUGCAGCACGUGCUGGCCCUGGAGGGCCACAUCCAGAGCAGCUCGGACCGGGCCCAGUACAACGACCUGCAGUCGCUGCUCUGCGCCACCCUGCAGAGCGUGCUGCGCAAGAUGACCCUCGAGGACGCCCCCAAGAUCUCGGACGCGGUGGUCACCGCCCUGCUCCAGAUGUUCAGCUCUAGUAGCUGCCGCUCUGGAGGGGUGCAGGAGGACGCCCUCAUGUGUGCCUCCACCCUCGUCGAGGUGCUGGGCGACAAGUUUGUCAAGUACAUGGACGCCUUUCGGCCGUUCCUGGAAAUUGGUCUCAAGAACCACGCCGAAUACCAGGUGUGCUCUGCGGCGGUGGGGCUGACGGGAGACAUCUGCCGCGCCCUCGGAUCCAAGGUGCUGCCCUUCUGCGACGACAUCAUGACGAUGCUGUUGGAGAACCUUGGUAACAACAACGUGCACCGGUCGGUGAAGCCCCAGAUUCUGUCGGUGUUUGGGGACAUUGCCCUGGCCAUUGGGCCGGAGUUCAAGAAGUUCCUCGACAUUGUCCUGCAGACCCUGGCACAGGCCUCGGUCGCGUACGUGGACAAGAACGACUACGAGAUGGUGGAGUACCUAAACGACCUGCGGGAGGGCUGCUUGGAGGCCUACACCGGCAUUCUACAGGGUCUCAAGGGGGACCAGAGCUGCCCCAGUGCGGACGUGCAGUUGCUGUUGCCGCACGUGCCACACAUUGUCAACUUUAUCUCGUCCAUCGCCCACGACGUGGAUCGGUCGGACACCAACAUCGCUUCUUGUUCGGGGCUCAUCGGGGACCUGUGCACCGCGUUCGGGGUGUCGAUGCUCACCCUGGUGGACAAUGACUCUGUGACGGAACUGCUGAACCAGGGACGGCGCUCCAAGACUACCAAGACCAAGACCCUGGCCUCCUGGGCCACCAAGGAGAUCAAGAAGCUCAAAGGCGGAGCCUCCUCGUGAUGACUGCUGCCGGCUUGGCUCUUUGGGGACCCCUUCGUCAACGGGACCCUCAAAGUGUGUGUGACGUCCGUGGCCAGAAGGGACCUCGGGGGAGGGGGACGACACUGUUGUCAUGGGCGCCAAGUGGAAACCCCGGACGGCACAGCCUAGGGAGAAACCUCGGCACCCCCGCGUGUCUCCAGCCCUGCCUCUUUUAGUCCUUCCGCCUCGAUCGACACAGUUUUAGGGAGCCCGUCGAGGGAAAACCCCUGUCCGUCUUCGGUUAGCCGACACGAGAGAACUUUCUUUUCUUCCUUGUCUUUCCCCACACGAGGAGCUUCGAGGAGUGUUUCAGCGAGGUCCUUGUCUCUCUCUCUCUCUCUCUAGGGAGUAACCCCUCCUCGGUUACUCUCUUUGGGGAGCGUUUAUUUCUUUUGGAUUGCGAGAGGAGAGGUUGCUCCCUUCGGGGAGCAACGUUUCCCCUUAGGUUGCUCGAAGCAGCUCUCGGCGAGAAGCUUUUGUCUCUAAUAGGAUGGUCCCGUCUUUCUGCACGCGGAGUGCAAGGACGCAAUUAAUGUACAUUUUGUGAGCAGUUCUGGGGUCGUGCUUCCUCUCUAAACGUCUCCCGCCGACCACCCCCGCGCUUGAUCGGAUGGCGGGUUCGGGAAGUGCCUUAAAGUGAACAAGAAUGCAGACAGAGGGAGACAGCGUUUUGCCCCUCAGAUUCGUCGUCGGUCGUACUAGUAAACAAAUCGGCUUGGUAUUUCUUUUUUUGAUACGACGGCGUUAGGUAAAAAGACAAAAGACAAUGAUGAUGCAUAGGUAACGACGUUUGCACUUGUGACGAGAGAGAGAGGAUACCACCCUUUGCCCCCUUUUCUGCCCUUGUGAAUGCUGUGCAUUUUAUCCUCCUACUGUCUUUCCCCUUCCUUUGUCCCCACCAAUUAGUUCUAUUUUUAUUUGUACAGAGUUUGUAUUGAGAAACUGCCGCCGCAUUGGUUGUUUUGCGGGCGGAGUUUCAGCCCCUCAAGUCACGUACCGACGGGCUGGUGGAAAGACCGUCUCGAACGCUGGCGCACUGGCCAUUCCAACCUUCCUGGCAAAAUAAAAGAGCGGAUGGAGUCAGCAUGGUUUACUAA
Molecule: messenger RNA, 4043 nt
Organism: Ixodes scapularis (black-legged tick)
Lineage: Eukaryota; Metazoa; Arthropoda; Arachnida; Ixodida; Ixodidae
Gene: Fs(2)Ket
Product: importin subunit beta-1
Exons: 17
Coding region: 172-2925 (917 amino acids)
Biological process (GO): protein import into nucleus
Cellular component (GO): nucleus; cytoplasm
Molecular function (GO): nuclear import signal receptor activity; small GTPase binding
Source: RefSeq, a predicted model, not a curated record